AUGCUUUCAGCUUCUUCCUCCCGUCGCUACGACGGCAACUCUUGGAUUCCCGAGCGAGAUCGUAGAACGGAAGGCUGGUUUCUGGUAGAAAGCCCAGCGGGCAUGCUGAUCAUCAGCGCGGCCUACUUGUCCUUCGUAACUGUCGCGGGGCCCUGGUGCAUGGCGCGGCGCAAGCCGCUUGCUCUCAAGCAUUUUCUGCUGGCAUACGACAUGGCUGCGGCUAUGCUCAGUGCGUUCUUUGGGUGCCAGUUCAUGAAGUUGGCGUACUGGGACUGCGGAUAUCACAUCCUUCAAGAUGUGGACCUAAGUCAGCGCCGUUGCAGCCUCGAGAUCCUGCGCUUGUCGUGGUGGUUCCUUGUGUUCAGGGUGUUCGAGAUGUGCGACACCGUGCUCUUUGUGCUCAGGAAGAAGGCUGACCAGGUGAGUGGUUUGCACGUAUUUCACCACCUGAUCAUCCCUUGGGACAUGUGGCUCAACAUGAACUACGCUCUUCAACCAAUAUCCAUGUUUGCCACUUGCCUCAACUGCUUCGUUCAUGUCGUAAUGUACACAUACUACUUUUUGGCCGCUCUUGGGGCGCGCUAUCGGAAGUAUCUUUGGUGGAAGAAGCACUUCACGACACUGCAGAUGGUCCAGUUCAUCGCGGACAUUGCGUUCUGCCUGUGCAUGCUGUGUUCUAAGGGUGACUACGCGAAAUUAUUUGUCACUAUGGGUACUGUUCAGUGUAUAAUCUUUUUCGCCUGGUUCUUGUCGUUUUAUAUAAAGGCGUACAAAAAAUAUUUCGCUUGCCGUCUUUAA
Molecule: messenger RNA, 798 nt
Organism: Dermacentor andersoni
Lineage: Eukaryota; Metazoa; Arthropoda; Arachnida; Ixodida; Ixodidae
Source: RefSeq, a predicted model, not a curated record